Messenger RNA from Pelodiscus sinensis (Chinese soft-shelled turtle), 7179 nucleotides. RefSeq names its product coagulation factor V (gene F5). NCBI's taxonomy places the organism in Eukaryota, Metazoa, Chordata, Testudines, Trionychidae. The record is from RefSeq and is a predicted model, not a curated record. Gene Ontology annotation, molecular function: oxidoreductase activity; copper ion binding; signaling receptor activity. Gene Ontology annotation, cellular component: plasma membrane.
AAAACAUUUCACUGGGGAAGUUCCCAGCAGCAGGAGCAAAAGCGGCAGCCGCUGCCUCAUGUGUCUCCCAGUGCAGCAUCAGCAGGGGCUUGCACCAUGGCGCUCUCCUUGCUGCGCCUCCUUCUCUUGAUGCUGUUUGGCGUGUGGUGGCCAGGCCUGGAGCGGCAUCGGGUGGGAGCAGCUCAGGUGCGGGAGCACUACAUAGCUGCAGAGAGCACCAACUGGAGAUACAGACCCUUGUCCAAAGGACAAUCCGGAUCAGAAGAUUCAGUGCCUGUAUUUAAGAAAAUUGCCUAUCGAGAGUAUGAAGCAGAUUUUCAGAAAGCAAAACCAACAGAUACUUUCUCAGGGCUUCUGGGACCAACUCUGCGUGCUGAAGUGGGAGACACUUUAAUAGUUCACUUCAAGAACAUGGCCAACAAACCGCUGAGCAUUCAUCCACAAGGCAUAGCUUACAGCAAACUGUCAGAAGGUUAUCUGUAUGCUGACAGAACAUCCUCCUUCGAAAAACUGGAUGAUGCUGUGCCUCCAGGCCAGGUGUAUAAAUAUACAUGGGAAAUCACUUCUGAAAUUGGGCCAAAAGAAGCUGACCCUUCCUGUCUCACCCGUGUCUAUUAUUCACAUGAAAACAUGGUGACGGACUUUAACUCUGGUCUGAUUGGAGCAUUGCUUGUGUGUAAAAAAGGAAGCCUGAACGAAGAUGGGACGCAGAAACUGUUUGACAGAGAAUACGUGUUGAUGUUUGCUGUCUUUGAUGAAAGCAAAAGCUGGCAAAAAUCAGCCUCUCUCCUAUACACCAUUAAUGGUUAUGCUAAUGGGACAUUGCCAGACCUAGAAGCCUGCACAUAUGAUAACAUUAGCUGGCAUUUGAUCGGAAUGAGCUCCAAACCAGAGAUUUUCUCCAUCCAUUUCAACGGGCAAGUCCUGGAGCAAAAUCAUCACAAAGUCUCGACUGUCAGCAUUGUGGGAGGUGCCUCAACCACAGCAAACAUGACCGUGAGCCAGAAUGGAAGGUGGCUGAUAUCGUCUCUUGUCCAGAAGCAUCUGCAAGCUGGAAUGCAUGGGUACCUCAAUAUAGAAGAAUGUGAGGAGAAAGAUGUGUUCAAGAAGAAAAUAUCCUUUAAGGAACUGCGCAUGAUUAAGGACUGGGAAUAUUUCAUUGCUGCGGAAGAAAUCACCUGGGAUUAUGCUCCAAAUGUUCCAGAGACCAUUGAUAGGCACUAUAAAACUCAGUAUUUGGACAACUUCUCAAAUCUCAUUGGGAAGAAGUAUAAAAAGGCUGUUUUCAGGCAAUAUACAGAUGCCAACUUUAACAAGCGUCUAGAGAAUCCCCGGCCCCAGGAAACAGGAAUUUUGGGUCCUAUUAUCAGAGCUCAAGUCCGAGACAGAAUCAAGAUCGUGUUCAAAAAUAUGGCCAGUCGACCCUACAGCAUUUACCUCCAUGGAGUGACGCUUUCAAAGGCUGCAGAAGGAGCCACUGAUCCCCUGAAUUCCACAGACAACAGCACCCAGAGUAAAGCAGUUCAACCAGGAGACACCUACACGUACAACUGGAGCGUCAUGGAAACCGAUCAGCCCACCGCACAGGAUGCCCAGUGUAUAACACGAUUAUAUCACAGUGCCGUAGAUGUAACCAGGGAUAUAGCCUCUGGGCUGAUUGGCCCACUUCUCAUUUGUAAAAGCGAAGCGCUGAACAAGAGGGGUGUGCAGAACAAAGCGGAUGUGGAGCAGCAGGCUGUGUUCGCCGUGUUUGAUGAAAACAAGAGUUGGUACCUGGAGGAUAACAUCAAGCAGUACUGCAGCAACCCCUCCAGCGUUAAAAGGGAUGAUCCCAAGUUCUACAAGUCUAACAUAAUGCACACAAUCAAUGGAUAUAUGUCUGACAGCACUGAAAUCCUGGGAUUCUGUCAAGAUGCAAUUGUACAGUGGCAUGUCUCCAGUAUUGGCUCCCAGGAUGAGAUUGUGUCCAUACGCCUUUCUGGUCACUCUUUUUUGACUCAAGGGAAGUAUGAAGAUGUACUGAAUCUUUUCCCCAUGAGCGGAGAAUCCGUCACUGUAGAAAUGGACAACAUUGGUACCUGGCUCUUUGCAUCCUGGGGCUCUCCUGAGAUGAACCAUGGCAUGAGGCUGAGGUUUAGGGAUGCCAAAUGUCAAAAAGAUGUAGAUGAUUAUGAGGAUGUCCCAGAUUUAUUCUUAGAUUUCUCCUCUGAGAAGAUUCUUAAAAGUGUGCCUGAAACUUCUCCCCAAACUGAAGAGGAAAUGGAAGAAACAUUAGAUGGAAACCAGGAACCUUCUGAUGAUUCUGAUUACCAAGAUAAUCUGGCCUCAUUUUUGGGACUUCGGACAUUUAGGAAUACAUCAAUGGUCCAGGAAGAAAUACAGAAUCUUACUGCUUUGGCCAUAGAUGAAAACUUUGGCACCAGCACUAGGAGUGAUGAUGGGGCUUCUGGGUCAGCUCUCCCAUUCAUGGAGAAUAGCAAUACCAGGGACACAGGUGAGUUCUUGGAAACUCAAAGCACUCUUCUUCUCCCAACUGAGACUGAGUCCCUCUACACUAAUUACACAGUGGCAACAAGAGAACAUGAAUUUCCGGUUACCACAACAGCAGUAAGUCCUGACUUGGCAUUUGAAGCUGGAAAUCAAAGUGACUAUGAAGCAAAUCGCAAUCAGAUGUCAGGAAAUCAUGAUGAAACACUUAUGGGACAACUAGUGAGAGCCAGGGAAGAAGCCCAAACCAAAGAUGCAGCAGAUCUGUUAUCUGACAGAGGCACCAGCAUAACGCCAUCAUUUGCAAUACUCUCUUCAGGGGAACUGCAAGAAGAGGACAGCUCAAGAGGAGAAUAUAAUGUUAGUAGAAAGCGGGAAAGGCGAGAUGUGUUUCAGACUAAGCUGUAUGCUGUUAAAAAGAUGCAAGCCCUCUUAAGUCAUGUACAGCAAAAUGAAAGCCUUUCCUUUUUUGGCAACACCAGUUCAGAACAACUACCUCUUUCUGCUCAUGCAGAGAAUACCUCCAGUUCAGAUAUGUUAGGAACUGAUCAACUUCCAAAUAAAUAUGUUGAGGACCAGGAUGUGAAGGAGGAAGAGUGGGAGGAAGAAACCAGUACAGAAAAAACUGAAUUUCCCAAACAUGCAGAUAACGUCACUUUUGCUGAGGGACACAGAGCAGAAAACAAUGAAUUAAAUUUGUUCGGUCUUUCUGAAUUAGAAUUACCCAAAGACAAGCGAGAUAGAAAUUUUACUCUAGAUAAUGCAUCGGAUAUUUUAACUCCUGGUCACAGCUCAGUAGCAGCAAAGGACAAGUUGGGAAAGCUAAUACCAAGGGGCGUGAAGUAUCCAUCUAAAAUUAUGGAUGAAAAGUGGAAUAUGGCCUCUGUGAAGGAGAAUUCUAGGAUGGAGACAAAUUCAGGUCAGGCUACUGAUAAGUUACAGAAUCCUUCCAGAAAUGCUACAAUGCCUACAGGAGACAUCAUAUCCCUGAAUAAGAAGCAAGGAAAAUUCAAAGGCAAUGCACACUUUACCAAGGGCAAAUUGAAUGUAAGCCACAAGCAUCCGAAUUUGAAAGGAGAAGAGAGAAAUGUAAAUGGCACCUUGAGUAAAUCUGUGGCUCUUAUCAAGACCCGUAGGAGGAAAAAGAAUGAUCAAAAGUACAGUAGUCUCUCAAUGACACCUAGAGGUGUGAGACUCCCAAAGGUGCAGAGAGAGCUCAAUUGCACGCUGUUGUCCAGUGAGGCCAACCACACCCUACCUCUUUGUCAGGCCAACAAUACAGCAUUGUCUAAUGAGGCCAAUCACACAGUUUUGCUGAGCAGGACUAACGACACACUGACCCCAAGGCAAUUUAAGCCAAUCGUCAUAGGGCUUCCCAAUGGAAAUGGGGACUACAAGGAGUAUGUUCCAGGAGGCUCUGACAGCGAGGAAAUUGAAGAUAACCUAUAUGAAUAUGAAUAUGUAGAAUUCGAUGACCUGUACAUGAAGGACCCCAGAUUCAACAUAAAUAAUAUUCGUAAUCCUGAUGACAUUGCUGUGCACUAUCUACGCAGCAGAGGGCACAUGAGGAGGUACUACAUCGCAGCAGAAGAGGUCAUCUGGGACUAUGCAGGAUUAAAGAAAAGCACAACGAGGAAUAGCCGAACCAGACGUGAUGGGGGCAACACCAUAUAUAAAAAAGUGAUUUUCCGAAGCUACGUGGAUAGUACCUUUACAGUUCGGGAGGCUGAAGGGGAGUAUGAAGAACACUUGGGUAUCCUGGGUCCCGUUAUCAGGGCUGAGGUGGAUGAUGUCAUUCAAGUUCAUUUUAAAAAUAUGGCAUCUAGGCCAUAUUCCCUCCAUUCCCAUGGGCUUUUCUAUGAGAAAUCCUCUGAGGGAAGCAGUUAUGAAGAUGAGUCUCCAGACUGGUUCAAAAAGGAUGAUGCAGUUCAGCCAAAUGACACCUAUACCUAUGUAUGGUUUGCAACCAAGCGGUCUGGACCCAUACAACCUGGACCAGCCUGUAGGUCCUGGACCUAUUAUUCUGAUGUAAACCCGGAGAAAGAUAUUCACUCAGGCUUGAUUGGACCAAUCUUGAUCUGUCAAAAGGGAACCCUCAGUGCAAUUAACAGGCCAGUAGAUACCCGAGAGUUUGUCCUGCUUUUUAUGGUCUUUGAUGAAGAGAAAAGCUGGUAUUUUGAUAAGUCUUCCAAAAGGACUGGCACCGAGAAGACCUCAGAAGUGCAUAAAUUCCCUGCCAUUAAUGGGAUCAUAUACCACUUGCAAGGACUGAGAAUGUAUAAAGAUGAAUUUGUUCGAUGGUAUUUGUUGAAUAUGGGCGGAUCAAAAGAUAUUCAUGUGGUUCAUUUUCAUGGUCAGACCUUCACAGAACUUGGAGUCCCUGGGCAUCGGCUGAGUGUCUACCCUCUCCUUCCAGGCUCAUUUCGAACUAUUGAAAUGAUACCAUCAAGAGCUGGUGUAUGGUUUUUAGACACCGAAGUGGGGGAAUACCAACAAGCUGGAAUGCAGGCAUUCUUUAUCGUUGUAGAAAAAGAGUGCAAGUUACCAAUGGGCCUAAUGAAUGGAUUAAUACUUGAUUCACAGAUCAACGCGUCUCAUCACAUAAGCUAUUGGGAACCUAAAUUAGCCAGAUUAAACAACGCUGGAACAUAUAAUGCUUGGAGCACUGACUUGGAGCCAAGUGAAUUUCCAUGGAUCCAGGUGGACCUGCAAAGGCAAGUUCUGAUCACGGGGAUAAAGACGCAAGGAGCCAAGCAGUUCCCGAAGUCCUUGUAUGUGAAAGAGUUCUUUCUGACUUACAGCAAGGACAAACGGAAGUGGAUCACCUUCAAAGGAAACAGCACUAGGGAACAGAAGUUGUUCGAAGGUAAUUCAGAUGCCAGUGGGAUAAAAGACAAUCACAUUGAUCCACCUAUCAUUGCAAGAUAUAUUAGGGUCUAUCCAACUGUCUCCUACAACAGGCCUACUCUUCGCAUGGAGCUCCUGGGCUGUGAAAUCGAAGGUUGCUCUAUGCCACUGGGAAUGGAAAAUGGGGAGAUCAAGAAUACUCAGAUUACAGCUUCUUCCUAUAAGCAAUCCUGGUAUAACUCAUGGGUACCUUCCCUUGCACGUCUCAAUCAGCAAGGGAGAGUGAAUGCCUGGCAAGCAAAGUCAAACAACAACCAGCAGUGGCUGCAGAUUGAUCUCCUCAAAGCUAAGAAGAUAACUGCUGUCGCAACCCAGGGUUGCAAGUCCAUGACUACUGAACAGUUUGUGAAAACCUAUGCCAUCCUUUACAGUGAUGAAGGCACAGAAUGGGGCACUUAUAUGGAUGACUCCACUUGUGUGGGAAAGGUGUUUGUGGGGAAUGAGAACAGCAGUGGACAGGUCAAGCAUUUCUUAAAUCCACCCAUAUUUUCCAGGUUCAUUCGCAUAAUUCCUAAAACCUGGAAUCAAAACAUUGCUCUUCGUGUUGAACUGUUUGGCUGUGAUCCUUCCUAGGGGCUGGACACUUGAGUAUACAUGAACAAAGGAUUGCCAGAUCUGGGAGCCAUGUGUUUUUCAGCAGUGCAGAACUGUAUUUAAAAAAAAAAAAAUCUUAGCUUUGGUUAUAUUUAGUCCUUCUGAAGUGCCUUUCUUCCAAGGAUCUUAGUGGUUUGCCAACAUCAACUAAGAGAUUUCAUUGGCAGAUAUUUCAUUCAUUCACAACAGGUGGGAGGGCAUUUCCCAGAGUGGGUAGGUAGGCAAGUGUUUGCUUUGCUCAAGCAUGGGUGCUAAAAAUAGCAGUCUGACUGCAGCUACACAGGUGGCAGCUUAGGCACAUGGGUGAAGAGAUCAGGUGGGAUUGUUCUCAGAUGCCUAGCCUGUGCUGCUAUGGUCACAAUGCUAUUUUUAGCGCACAAGCUCGAGCAGAGCUAGCACAUGUCUGGCUACCUGCUCUGGGAAGCGCCAGUGUAGACCCACCCUUAAAAAGAAAACAACAAAUAAAAAAACCCACAAAGAAUGCAGCUGUGACAUGCCUCUUUCCAUGGCAAUCUGUGCACCCAAAUGCAUUCCCUCCAUUUCUCUACCACUGUCUUCUCCUUCCCCAAUUCACUCACAAUGGUCUGUUCUCCUUUUGUCCUGGUCCUCACCUAAUUUUAGACUCUCUUUCCUGAGGGCAGGGACCUUAGGCAUAAUCCUGAGCUCAGAUUUGCUCCCUUUGUAGCUCACUCACUGUGGAAAGCUAUGAGAUGUCCCUUCCUAGGCAUUCCCCUUGGCUGUUGAAGAGAGAGAACCUGCUGGCAAUAAUACAGGGUUAGAUAACAGGAUGGUGAAGACACCUAUAUCUUGUCUAUACUAUACCAUUUGCCAACAUAAUCACUGGGGAGGCUGCUAUGAUGCAAAAAACAUAUAGAUUUUCCCAGGAUGGAUGCAUUCAGAGACUAUAUUCACUGACCCUGAAUAUACUUUUUCAGCAGAGUUUUAGCUUAAGCUUUCAGUACUGUAGUAGCCUCCAGUCUUAUCAGCAGAGGACCCCCUCUGUUCACGUGGUUCCUCAUAGCCUGGGCCAGAAUAUCAUCAAGAACCCUGGACCUUGUUUUGGUCCAUAACUUUCUAACGUAUUGUCUGAUGCUGCUUCCAGAGAAUUAGAAUUCUUAUAUAAAAACAUGUACACGUUUACAAAUAAAAAUGUAUAAAACCAGUUAAAUUAAACUUUAAAACCUCUUUUCA